This is a messenger RNA of Ochotona curzoniae (black-lipped pika), 2453 nucleotides long. It is a transcript of the gene RAD52, whose product is annotated as RAD52 homolog, DNA repair protein. The transcript has 13 exons. The coding region runs from base 926 to 2176 and encodes 416 amino acids. Gene Ontology annotation, biological process: mitotic recombination; DNA recombinase assembly; double-strand break repair via homologous recombination. The record is from RefSeq and is a predicted model, not a curated record. Gene Ontology annotation, cellular component: nucleus. NCBI's taxonomy places the organism in Eukaryota, Metazoa, Chordata, Mammalia, Lagomorpha, Ochotonidae.
GCGGCCCCGCUGCUGCGAGCAAGCCCUGGGGACGAGCCCUGGUUUCGGGCUGCCGUGGGCGCCCUUCGUCCCGGGGCGAGCCUCGCAGGGAGCUCCCUCGCCUGUUCGCGAACACGUCGUGUGGUAACUGCGGGCGCCGGCGCGCGCGUGGGCGAGGGCCCUGUCCACCCUCGGUCGCUGCCGGUGCACGGCUGCGAGGCCAGCCUACUGGGCAACUAACUGGUCUUUCAGGCAACCCCGCUUUUCUCGUCCUGAAUCGCAGUCGGGAAGCCGCAGCCAUUAAUUUAAUGAUGUAGAUCCGCUAUCUCUGAGCCCAGAAAGAGAAAGAAGAGGCGUGUGAAUUCUACUGAACUCCCAGGCCUGCAGUGUCUGUGAAAAUCGUUUUGGAGAUGCCCUUGAGAUGAAAGGCGUGGGGAAGCAUGGUUUGACACGUACCCACCUCCCACCGCCGGCGUUAUCCAGUUCCUCAUCAUCCCGCUGGUGUUUUCCCAUCUCUUCCCAGUGUUCACAUCCACUCACCAGAUUCUGCCCCAGCUCCCGUCAGUUUUUGCCUUCGGGACCACCGUGCACUUGGGACAUGGUAGUCCCCAGGCCUGAGAUGAACUCUCCCUAUGAUAGAUUCCCAACGUGGCGGUGCUGGGGCAGAGAGGGUUUGCCACUAGGCAGGCGCAGGUGGGCAGCCUGGGCCUCCAGCCAUGUACUUAGGAAAAGCCACCCUGUUGUGACUGUUUUUGAAGAGCCUGCUCAUCUAACUCCUGAUCUGCCGAGCCUGGUACCAGUCACCCACCCUCCAGCAGUGUCAUCAGGCGCAAGGCAGGAAGACAGAGACAGUCAGAGAUCUUCUGUCUGCGGACUCAUUCACCCAGAUGCUCAAAAGAUGGAUCCGGACCACGCUGAAGCCCAGAUUUGAGACUGAGCAGUUGCCAUGGCUGGGCCUGGGCACGCCGCACCUGGAGCACAAGGCGCCCAUUCUCCCUCCGUGCUGUGCUUUGGCCAGUGCCAGUACACAGCGGAGGAGUACCAGGCCAUCCAGAGCGCCCUGAGGCAGAGGCUGGGCCCGGAGUACAUCAGCAGCCGCAUGGCCGGGGGAGGCCAGAAGGUAUGCUACAUCGAGGGCCACAAGGUCAUCAGCCUGGCCAAUGAAAUGUUUGGUUACAACGGCUGGGCCCACUCGGUCACGCAGCAGAACGUGGAUUUUGUGGACCUCAACAACGGCAAGUUCUACGUGGGCGUGUGUGCGUUCGUGAGGGUGCAGCUGAAGGAUGGCUCCUAUCAUGAAGACGUGGGCUACGGAAUUAGUGAGGGCCUCAAGUCCAAGGCCUUGGCACUGGAGAAGGCUAGGAAGGAGGCCGUGACCGAUGGGCUGAAGCGGGCACUCAGGAGCUUUGGGAACGCACUGGGAAACUGUAUCCUAGACAAAGACUACCUGCGCUCGCUCAACAAGCUUCCACGCCAGUUGCCUGUUGACAUGGAUUUGAGUAAAGCAAAGAGAGAAGACUAUGAGCCAUCUGUGGAGCAGGCAAGAUAUAAGAGCUGUCGCCCGCACAUGGCUCUGGGACCUGCCCCGGCACCCGAGGGGACCUCCCCCUGCAGACCAAGCCACCCGGACAACGCCCACGUGGUGACAGUGGGGGAUAAAGAAGGCAGCUCCCGCACCUCCCGUUGCAGAGAGCGGGGCCGGAGCGAGGCCACUCAGCUGCGGAAGCUCCGGCAGAAGCAGCUGCAGCAGCAGUUCCGGGAGCAGAUGGAGAAGCAGCAGCAGGUGCCCACGUCGGCCCCGCCCGCAGACGUGGAGCCCGAGGGGGCGCUCCCUGCUCCCCCCGUGACACACAGCACGCCCAUACCUGCCGUCUCUGAACCUGGCACCGAGAAAGAUUCCCUUGCAGAGAACCUGGACGAAAACCUGGACCUGUGGGAUGAGACGCCGGAUAUCCUGGACGAUGUCAUCAGGCCGUGGCCUGGGGCGCAGCCAGCCCAGGCCUCUGCCACUCCCGCCCCGAAGGUCGAGCUGGAGACCUGGCGCAGGGGCACCCACAGCCUUUGCCAGCAGAAGCAACCCACCAAGUCUGCACCCUGGCACCCUCAGGGGCUUGGCACUGACCAGCACGGAACAGGAAACUACAACUCGGACAGGAAGAGCCAGGACAUGAAGAAAAGGAAGCUGGAGCCAUCCUGAGGCCUGGGCCGCGAUUCUGGGGUUUGUCAGAAGGGACUUGUAGUACUUCGCAGUUCUGAGGAAUGAACUUUUCCCAGGGUUUACCUUGGUUCCUCCCGAACCGAACCGGUGGGCUGGCCGUCGGGGCGCUGCGGGAAAGCCGGGGACCUAGAGGAGUCGUGGCUCAGCGCGGUGGCAAGGCUCCGGGUCGAUGAAGCUCCUGCCUCGGGCCCCAAAGGCUGUCUCAGUGUUUGUUCUAUUCAGCUGUGUUAAUAAAGAGACAUUUUAGGACUCGCCA